AUAUUUACUAUAAACAUCAACAAAACAGUGACUUUGUCAAAUAUCACAUUCCAUAAACCAAACCACAUCAACGGGAGAGACUAUGGAAAAUCCUCACGAGCACCAGCAAAACUUGCUUCUCUCACGAAUCAUCACCAACGUAGAGAAACUCAAUGAAGCCAUCAUGCUUUUGAAUAAGAAUCUCCAGGAGAUCAAUAAUGCAAACACAAAUGUUGUUUUGGUUGCAGAUAUGUUCAAGAACUAUCAAUCCAAUGUUCUCUUUCAUUUAGAAGCUACCGACAGUCUCAAGGAGCCAUCAUGAUAGAACUGAAGAGAGUCUUCAUGGACAAGGAGCUGGCGUUUUUUGGCGGAGGUUGAUGCUUAGGAUGAUUUUUGAUUAAUGACUUACAAAGAUAAUUUCCACGACUUUUAAAAAUGUCCUACAAAAUCUGGUGCUGUAGAUUGUAGAUAUACGAGAUAGAGUAAGGUUAAUCGUGA
This is a messenger RNA of Botrytis byssoidea, 477 nucleotides long. RefSeq lists its product as uncharacterized. NCBI's taxonomy places the organism in Eukaryota, Fungi, Ascomycota, Leotiomycetes, Helotiales, Sclerotiniaceae. Bases 83 to 301 code for a protein of 72 amino acids. Gene Ontology annotation, cellular component: DASH complex; mitotic spindle. The transcript is spliced from 5 exons. The record is from RefSeq and is a predicted model, not a curated record. Gene Ontology annotation, biological process: attachment of spindle microtubules to kinetochore.